UUAUAUUUAAUGGAUAAGAAUUUAGAAAAUUUUUUAACACUUCUUCCUUUUGGAAUAAAUAUUUUUAUUGGAGGACUUUCCAAGCAAAUAAGAAUUUUAAUAUUUACGCUUAUAAUUGGAAUCUAAAUAUUAACCUUCUUAACACUUAAACCUUAAAAUUGUCAUCAAAUAGAAUGUCCAAAGAUUGAAAAAAAUAAUGAAAGAAUAUUAUACUAUGAAAAGUAUAACAUUUAGGAUGAUGAUUUAAAUCUUUUGAGAUCAGAGCAUUUUUAAUAGACUUUUAUCAUUAAUGCAUUUAAUUUCUAAUUAGGAGUUUUCUUAAUUUUUUUCCCUUUAUUUUAUUAAGAGAAGUAUGAAAAGAUUGUUAAUUCUGUACUCUAUGUUAUAUUAGUUAUUUUCUCCUUAGAAGCAUCAUUAUUAUUAACUACAGAAAUUAUUAAGUAAAUGAAUUUAUUAUGAUUAGACUUCCAUUAUUUGAUUUUACUUAUUUCGAAUUCUUUUCAUUUAUAAAGAUUCAAGAAAUAUCUUUAAUUCUAAUAGUAAGAGAAAUUUGUUCCUUUUUUAAUAAAACAAAUAUUGAUAUUCUAAGAGAGUCUAUAUAAUUGAAAAGAAAGAAGGAAAAUAUUUCAGAAUUAUAGAAUCUUGAUUAUUUAGAAGAUAAAUUAAGGCUUCUUGAAGAGUAACCAAAUGAAAACCUUUUUUCUACUAAAAAUACAAGAUAUUUUAUUGGUAUUUUUGGGAUAUUACAAAUGUUUUAGUGA
Paramecium sonneborni is the source of this 761-nucleotide messenger RNA. Lineage: Eukaryota; Ciliophora; Oligohymenophorea; Peniculida; Parameciidae. The record is from the annotation of a GenBank genome assembly.